Aegilops tauschii subsp. strangulata is the source of this 549-nucleotide messenger RNA. RefSeq lists its product as uncharacterized. Lineage: Eukaryota; Viridiplantae; Streptophyta; Magnoliopsida; Poales; Poaceae. The record is from RefSeq and is a predicted model, not a curated record.
UCUUUUCGAGUGGAUGCCCAGAUUGAAACUACUGUAGUAUGUCCACCUCCGUGACCGUGCGCCGCCCCUGCCUGCUCACCCUCGCCGCCAUCCUCGCCAUCCUCCUCAGCUUUCCGCCGGAGACGGCGCAAUAUGCCUAUGGUCCUCUCCUCAACUUUCCACCGCUAACGGCGCAAGUUUCGUAUGACCCUCCGUGGUCCGACGAGUUCUGGGCCAACGAGGCCGUCCUCGGCGCGGAGGCCGACGUCGCCGCCAGACGCGCGGAGGCCGGCGGCUACGCAUACGGCUGCGCCAGGCUAUGGCUCGCAUGGGGCUGCCCUCCCGCUCCCGGCGAGGGCGUCAACGGAACCCUUGUCCAUGGGAGGCGGUCCUACGAUCGGGAGCUGGAUCGCUUCGAGGAGGAGAGGCGGCAAUGCCGCGACGACCGCGUCCCUCGGAACCAUCCGGAGGAACACCUCUUCCGUCGCACCUACCCGGCGACUACUUUUGAUCUUCGCUGUUGUGCCUGUUGCUUUUCAUGUGGUCGGUACUACUGAGGGAGACUUCAAA